Molecule: messenger RNA, 564 nt
Organism: Racocetra persica
Lineage: Eukaryota; Fungi; Glomeromycota; Glomeromycetes; Diversisporales; Gigasporaceae
Source: the annotation of a GenBank genome assembly
CCUAUGUUGAGUAACAAGAAAGUAGCAGCUUCUGAUUCACAAGUUCCUUUUAUAUAUUCUAUACAACAAAGUUCACAGCUUACGCUGAGUAAUGAAAUAUUACUUACUUUUAGUUCACAAGUUCCUUCCGUAUAUCCAAUACAACAAAAUUUACAGUAUACAUUGGGUUAUCCUAAUGAAAAAAGUUUACAGCCUAUGUUGAGUGAUGAAGCACUACCAAUUUUUGGUUCACAAGCUCUUUCUGUAUAUCCUAAUGAACAUAGUUUACCGAAUAAUGAAAUAUUACCAGCUUUUGAUUCACAAGUUCUUUCUAUAUACUCUAUUAAACAAAGUUCACAACCUAUGUUAAGUGAUGAAAUAUUAUCAGCUUCUAGUUCGCAAGUUUCUUCUAUAUACUCUAUACAACAAGAAUGUGCUUCACCUGGAUCUAAUAUGUCGAACACCAAUGAUAUAGACAAUGGAUCCGUUAAUUAUGAUAUAUCUGAUGGAAAUGAACAACAAAACAUUAAAUUUGAAGAUCAAGAAAAACUUGAAAUUGUCCCUGGCUUAGUAUUUCAAAAUUGA